AUGCCUGCAUCAUGCGUUGUACCCGAUUGUGAUUUAAAAUACACCCAUAACGACGAUGUAUCCUUCCACAAAUUCCCACUAAGGUCCCCGGAACUUCUCAAACAGUGGAUACACUUCACCGGACGCGAUGAGAACUGGCACCCGACGAAAUGGAGCGCUCUUUGUAGUCGACACUUUCUGCCUGCCGAUUUCAAGGGAUGUGCCUCUAGGAAGAUACUACUUCCAACGGCUGUUCCUUCCGUACGUCCUGCCGCUACAAAGUGCCAAUCGAACGAUCUAUCCCUGCCCGUGAUAUCGUACGAAACGGUAUGGCCCGGAGUUGCCGGAUUUCCAGCCGUUCAACGCCAAGAGUUCGAUUACGAGCAGGAGAAUGACCCUCCGAAUGACUCACUCUGCCCGGUGCUAAGUUCCGAAGGCGUAGAAGAGCUAGAAGCCGAUAUUCAACUGAUUGACAUUACCUGCCGGAUCUGUGGAGUAAUUUUUAGCCGUGCCGCCGAUAGCCUGCUGUUCGAUCUCGUACAAUCAGAAGAGGUGGUAAGAAAGUAUCUUCCUUUUGUCAAUCUGGAGCUAUCGAAUUUACCGCGCAAAAUUUGUCUAAACUGUUCGAAAGUGGUGAGUGGAUUUUCCAAGUUUAGUGACAGCGUGCUGCGAGCGCAGUCUGAUUUGGAGCAUCGAUUUGCCCAGCAACCCUUGACACCAUUCGUUCCGGAGAGUCCUUUCCCGGCAGCAAGUGUUGGAAAACCGGUAAACAUAAAGCAGGAACCUAUUGCGAGCUUAAAUAUAAAGGAGGAAAAGGUUGAAAAUGCGAUCAACAGUGCAGCGGCAAGGCAGAAGGAUUCUACGCCAGCAGAAGAAUCGAUCGAAAGGCCGAUGAUUAUUAAGAACCAAGCGGUUUUGGGUGAUCCCAAUAGGAUCUUUCUCUUCAACAACCUGGGGCAAGAGAAUGCAGGCACCUCCCUAGCGAAGCAACAAACGCGAGAAUCGUCAAAAAAUUGCGAAAUCCUUGAGAUUGUUAACCUUUACCCACCGAUCGUGGAUAUAACGAGCACCACUGUAACAGAAGUACAACCGUACGAAAUUACACUCCCAUCGGUUACCACAGCAACACCGUCAGAUGCCUUCUCUAGUCAUCCAUCAUCAUCCAGCGCCUACUCGACACACUUUGUUAGCAGCCUGAAAGUGGAAAACACGACGGAACUAGACACGGAACAAGACGACUAUUAUCUGCCGGAAAAGUUUCUCUUUAUCAACACACUGGAGGAACAUAGCUAUACGAAACUACCGAUUCAAGCGGACGAUAAUAAGGACGAGAUUUUUCACGACAUCACGGCGGUCGGAAGUGGACAAUGGUUCGUUUCGGCGGAAAGUAUUUCAACACCCCAAAAACAUGAACCUAUUAUGCCCCCGAGGGAAGCGACCCAGCGGUGGUCUUGUAAGGUUUGCGGACGACAGUUUACACGCCACCGAAGAAUGUUGUACCAUCGGACAUGGGAAUGUUCCGGCCGUAAGAAACUGUCCACCUUAAGCUGUACAUUUUGUCACCGUAAGUUCAGCACGUGGGGAAAAGCACGUGUUCACUUGUGUAUGUGUUCGAAAAAAACCGCCAAAAGAAAACGAUUCAAAUGGAAAUCGGUUCUAGCAAGAGCGAAUCUUCGUCGGACGGUUGUAGAUGGGGAAAGUGAUCGUGGCGAAGGUUUAGUUGAGAAGAAUGCUUGCCCGUUGUGUGACCGAUCGUACGCUAAUGCGUCAAACCUUCGGCGCCAUCUUUCUACCCAUCGACCACCGGAACAGUGGAACCACAAGUGUGGUGUGUGCUUCAGAAUUUUCGAUAAAUUGUUUGAUCUCAAGAAACAUCUGCAGAUUGCAUCCUGCGGGAACGGUGCUCAUAAUGCUGGCCCUGUUCACAAUUCUGAACCGUCACCCGAAAAAGAAGAACUCCCGACAGAGUGUGAUAUUAUUAAGCCGGACGAUGGUCCCUCGACGGCAGCCACAACGACCGCAAAUCAGCUACUUUACGUCUGUCCAACGUGCAACAAAAUAUUCCAAUCGUACAGUGGCCUAAAGGUACACGAACCGAUCCACACCGGUGCGAAGGCUUACAUUUGUGAAAAGUGUGGCAAAUGUUUCUCGGGACCCUCGCACCUUUGGCAACAUCAGCUUACCCACUCGGAGCUACGCCAGUACAACUGCGAACAGUGUCCGAAGGUGUUCAAACGGAAGUGUGGUCUCAGCCAGCACGUGCGUGCUAUCCACAUGAAGAUAAAACCGUUCCAGUGCCCUACCUGUGGUCAUGGGUACGCCCUGAAGGCUGAUAUGACGCGAUGUAGACACUCGCGGUUGAAUGAUCCAAGUGCGGCGUUCGUUUCGGCAUGCUAGUCAAGG
Messenger RNA from Anopheles maculipalpis, 2382 nucleotides. RefSeq names its product PR domain zinc finger protein 15. Bases 1 to 2376 code for a protein of 791 amino acids. The record is from RefSeq and is a predicted model, not a curated record. Gene Ontology annotation, cellular component: nucleus. Lineage: Eukaryota; Metazoa; Arthropoda; Insecta; Diptera; Culicidae. Gene Ontology annotation, molecular function: RNA polymerase II cis-regulatory region sequence-specific DNA binding; zinc ion binding; DNA-binding transcription factor activity, RNA polymerase II-specific. The transcript is spliced from 2 exons. Gene Ontology annotation, biological process: regulation of DNA-templated transcription.